CGGCUCCGUAAUAUUCGAAGCCUCAGGGUGAAAUUUUGGUGACUGAGAGCUGCUCAUGGUGGCCGUUUGGUUCUGAUGAUUCCAUCAUUUACGUGGAAUUCUCCUAAAUUGGUGAUCUCUCCUCCUCUUGAUUCCCGAUUGCGUGCCCUGGUUUCGUUUUUACUCCCAGCUCCGAUCUGUUGGCAAAGAUCUAGGGUUUCUAGGUUUAUUGCUGCAUAAAAGAAGAUCUUUUUAAGCCAAAUGAUUGCCAGUUUGGACGUUUAUCUUGCAGCAUAAAAGAAGAUUAAUGUGGAGAGAGACUGUUAAGCAAUUUUUUUCUGAAGAAACAUUUACAGGAAGUUAGCCCUCCAGCGACACCCUGACAAGAACAAGUCCAUAGGGGCAGACAGUGCUUUCAAGCUCAUGUCUGAUAAGAAUUGGAAAAUGGAAUAUGACCAGUUGAGAAAUGUUAAUGGUUUUCGAAACCAAGGUUCUCAACCGAAUGGAGAUCAUUCUGUUCGUAGUUCUGCCAUUGGUUUCUGCUCAUUUUCCCACACCACAUUGUCCAAUAAAGGGCCUCAAAAUAGCAACAGUUCAAUUUGAACAGAUUUUGGACAUCAUGCGAUUAUUGAAGAAUGCAGUAUGAAUACUCUAUGAUUUUCUUUAAUCACAAUCUUUUAUGUCCCAAUUGCCAUCAAGCCUUCGUGGCUAUUGAGCCUGGAAUUCCAGGUAAUGCAGCAAAUUCUUCUAUUUCUUGGUUAGCUAAGCGAUGCCCACAGAAUUUGAACCAUAAUUACAUUGCUGAAAAUUGCUGGUUUCAAAGCGGGCCCAAAGGAGGUUAAUAGGAUCACAAAAGAAGAGAUGUUUCAAUUUUCGCAUCAGGUACCUUCUUAUUUGCUUACGGGUGAAGAAGCUCAUAAUGCUCUGAAGGCCUGCUUUGAAUUGGACCCAUCCACAACUCAUGUUGAUCUGAUUUGGAAAUUUUAUAAGGCACAUGAUGAACCUUUGGCAUCAAACAUAGUGGACUUGUUGCAAAAUGAAGUCUCAGUGAGCUUCAAAACUCCAUUUCAUCAUCCCAGGGUAGUUGGGCUAUUCACGAAUCUUAUAUGACAGUUGAUUCUUAUCCCAAUAUAUAUGGAGGUUGUUGCUGGAAUAGCAAUCAAUUUUUGGAGACCAUAUUAUCUUGUUAGAACCUGAUUUCCAUCUUUACCUUUGAAGGUCGAACUUCCUAUGCCCUUAAAGGAUUCUACACGCAUGCGACUGUCUUCUGCUGGAAUUAUGUCUGCGAAUCAAGUCCGACACCUUUUGAGGUUAAUCAUGAACUCCUCUUGGCAUCAACAAUUUCUUGGCUACUUUCUUCUGAUGAACAGAUUGUCGGAUUAGCCAAAAAUAAAUAGAAGGAGAAAAAAAGGUCCUAAAUAGGUAGAGUAUAUGAUAGAGAUGGCACACAAUAGCUACUACAUUUAUUGAUACUGACAUGAAUGAGUAGCCACAAUUAACAGGAUUAGGCAACAACUGAAAUAUGAGACAUGAUGCUAGUGAUAGCUACAGUGAAGGAAGAAGGAACUAGUAGCUGUCUUGCUGCUUUAGCUCAGCCUCUCGGGUGGUGGUGGAGUCUCGGACAGAUUCUUUUCUUUAGUAUCAAGGUGCUGGAUCUGUCCAACUACACGAUCAUAUGGAGGGUUCUGCGGAUUUGGACCUGAUGGAACCUGUCGCUGAAUUGGAAGUAGACCUUGCAUCUCAUCAUCAUGUUUUCUGGUAACAUCGAUGGUGCCAGAGGCUAUUUGCAGAUGCUUGACAGGAAAGGCAGUCUGGCUUGUAUCUUCAGCAACAUGCCUGCUACUCUUUUCGAGUCUUCUUCCCAUUGCAUCGCCUGCAGACACGGCCAGAAGAAAUGCUAGAAUAUAAAUGACUUCUCUUUGCUCCAUACCUCUGGUAUGUUGAGUUUUAGAUGGAUCCAUAUGAAUGAGUUCCUGGUCUUUUUAUAGGCCCCUAAAUGUGGAGGGAAGUAUAUAGAUUCAGGAAACCAUGUGUCUUUUUUCUUAUAACCCUAGCAAACUUGUUGUCAUCUACUUUAAUUAGGUAACAAUCUCUUUCUGUGUACUUUAAAAAGCUCUUAUUGCCCUUCUGAUCAGGUUGGCUAGCACUUCAGGUGUCACCCAAAUCAAUCACUUUCUGAUCAUAUGUGGGAGUGGCCAACGUCAAGUAGGAGACAUGAGCACACAUCAUUACUUGCCAAGUGGUUGGCUAGCACUUCAGGUGUCACCCAAAUCAAUCACUUUCUGAUCAUAUGUGGAAGUGGUCAACGUCAAGUAGGAGACGUGAGCACACAUCAUUACUUUCCAAGUGUUGUAGAUUGGCACCAUUUGAUUCUUAAAAGAACUAUGUAGGAUCUGAAGAUAUGACAAUAGCAGGGGAUCCUUGAUUCCUGGAGCUGUACUCUAUUGGAAAACAACUCUUUUCCAAUGAUCUGUUGGAGGUGCUGUCAUCAGAUCAGCAAGCUUCUGCAGAAGCUUGAUAUGAUGCAAGCUUAAUAAAGACUCCAAUAAUCUGAACUAGCAAAAGAUUCAGAGAUGGACUUCCAAUUGGUAGACCAUAUAUCUAGAGCAAGCCAUGGAGAAGAGCUGAGAAAGAAGAGGACACAGUCACAACAACAGAUGAAUGGUGUCCAUAGCACAAGUGCUGCAUACAGGCACAAAGCUUACCUCAAACAGAACAGGGUGAUGGUAAUGGACAAUGCUACUGGGUGCUAAUGUUCAACAGAGACAUGAGAUGAAGAGACAAUGAUGGUUUGGACCCAUAUUAUGGAGACGCUGCUUCCCUCCAUCACAUCCAGUCUGUCUAUAUGGAGUAGAUGAGGUAGCCUGCCUACUAAAGAUUGGUUGGAUGUCAGAAUCUUCACAAUCUUUAGCCAAAGCAUAAGAACUCUAUGGCAGGCAAACAGCAACCUGACAUGCCUCAAGCACACCUCCUAAUUCUGAGCACAGUGACUCCUGGUCAAUCAAUGAAACCUUGUUCAGUGAAACCAACAUACUACAAAUCCCAGGCUGCAGCAUCCCAUCAUUAAUCACCAGCAUCAUAUUUAAUCAGCAGUAACCAUCAUUCCUGAUGUAACUUUGCUUCUUGGACAAAGUGAUAUGGAGUCCUGGGGAUUAGGAGGCCAACCCUACCUACUAUUCAUCAACAAGGAGAUUUUAAUUGGCUGUGGUUGGUUCCAUGCCAGUAGCCAACCCCAACCAAGUGAAACUGAAACAUGAAGAAGAUUUUGAGCUCUCAAACAUGGUUGGUGUACGAUCCUUCAACCCCACCAACCAGCUCAGCACGAUCCGUUGGCACGCAAGAACCAUCACCUCCAUCAUCUCUGGUUGCUCAGGUUGCUCAUCAGAUUCCUCAGCUGUCAAAGAUGGUUGCAGAGACCAGGGAGAUGUUUGAACUCAGCGUGAGGCAAGGGGAAGUAACGCUUGUUCCCCCAGCGGAAGAGACGCAGAAGGGCCUCUACUUCCUCACCAACCUCGACCAGAACAUUGCAGUCAUAGUGCAGACCAUAUACUGCUUCAGGUCGUCGGAGAAGGGGAAUGAGAAGGCUGGGGAGGUGAUAAAGGAGGCUUUGGCGAAGGUCCUCGUUCAUUACUACCCGCUCGCCGGCCGGCUUACGAUCAGCAACGAGGGGAAGCUCAUCGUGGAUUGCACCGGAGAAGGUGCGGUGUUCGUCGAGGCCGACGCAGACUGUGAGAUGGCGGACAUCGGUGACAUCGCCAAGCCCGACCCCAACACACUUGGGAAGCUCGUUUACAACGUUCCUGGUGCCAAGAACAUACUGGAGAUACCUCCACUGGCGGCUCAGGUCACAAGGUUUAGAUGCGGGGGAUUCAUCCUUGGGUUGGCCAUGAACCACUGCAUGUUCGACGGCCUCGGAGCAAUGGAGUUCGUCAACUCGUGGGGCGAAACGGCGCGAGGGCAGCCGGUGUCGGUGCCGCCCUUCAUCGACCGCACCAUCCUCAAGCCACGAGAACCCCCCGUCAUCAGUUUCCCCCACCACGAGUUCGCUGAGAUCGAAGACGUCUCUGACGUCGUGACCGUGUACCAGGAAGAGAUGCUGUACAGAUCCUUCUGCUUCGACCCCGAGAAGCUCGGGCGCGUCAAGAGGAGUGCCAUGGACGACGGGGCCCUGGACAAGUGCACCACUUUCGAGGCGCUCUCCGGACUGGUCUGGCGAGCCCGGACGGAGGCGCUGCUGCUGCAGCCCGGCCAGCAGACCAAGCUCUUGUUCGCGGUCGACGGGCGGUCGCGAUUCGACCCUCCGCUGCCGGAGGGGUACUUCGGCAACGGCAUCGUACUCACCAAUUCCCUGUGCACCGCGGGAGAGCUUCUGGCUCGCCCGCUCUCCUUCGCCGUCGGACUGGUCCAGGACGCAGUCAAGAUGGUCACCGACGAGUACAUGAGAUCCGCCAUGGACUACUUCGAGGCGACGAGGGCGAGGCCUUCUCUGACUGCUACUCUACUGAUCACGACUUGGUCAAGACUGUCCUUCCACACCACGGACUUCGGGUGGGGGGAGCCGGUUCAGUCCGGGCCGGUGACUCUCCCUCAGAAGGAGGUCAUCCUGUUCCUGUCGCAUGGGAAGGAGAGGAAGAGCAUCAAUGUGCUCCUGGGGCUCCCAAACUCAGCAAUGGCGAGGUUCCAAGAGCUCAUGGAGAUAUAGGAAGUCAUGGAGGACGGGUCUUCUACGUUCAUGGAUGUCUGUUUCCGUAGUAACUAUACGUUUAUGCAUUCAUAAUUGUUUCAUCAUUGUGUCAGAUGUGCUAUUGUGGGAAAAACUAUAAUAAGAUGGCGAAUUAUUAUUCUUAUUCUAUUUCA
This is a messenger RNA of Musa acuminata AAA Group (dessert banana), 4836 nucleotides long. Its product is annotated as omega-hydroxypalmitate O-feruloyl transferase-like. The record is from RefSeq and is a predicted model, not a curated record. The transcript is spliced from 10 exons. Gene Ontology annotation, molecular function: acyltransferase activity, transferring groups other than amino-acyl groups. Lineage: Eukaryota; Viridiplantae; Streptophyta; Magnoliopsida; Zingiberales; Musaceae. The coding region runs from base 3233 to 4681 and encodes 482 amino acids.